AUGUCUGGUUUAGGUGGUGACUUUGCGGUGAAGUUCGCCCGCGAAACAUGGGCUCUAUAUGCUGUCGGCGUCUUGGGCGCCGUCCUGCGAUUUACUGCCCGUAUUCGACGUUUAGGCAUCCGCAACCUCCAAGUAGAUGACUAUCUUAUGAUUUUCGCGGUGGUCUGGUACACACUACUAUGUGUCGCUUUAAAUCAAGUUGCUUCUGGUGGAGGAUCCAACUUGAUGACCGACGAAGACAGACUACACUUGACGCCCCAAAGCAAGGCCGAGCGAAUUCGUGGCAGCAAAUGGGUUUUUGUCUCGGAGCAUUCGUUUGUUCUCUGCGUCUGGGGUCUGAAGGCAUGCAUGUUGGUGAUCUAUGCCCGUAUCACUGAGGGACUGAAGCAAAGAAAGUGGAUUAAUUAUCUCGCUAUCUAUGUCGCCAUUGGAUUUGUCGUCACGGAACUAUCCCUCUUCCUCAUCUGCCGCCCAAUAACGGAAUACUGGGCUGUUCCAACGGACAACUACCAAUGUUCAUCCUACCAAUACUACGAAAUUGUCCAAGGCUGCAUCUCCAUCUCCGCCGAUAUUUUCAUGCUCUUAAUCGCCAUCCCAAUGCUCAUCCAAGUCCGGGUCCCGCUCAAGCAGAAGCUGAUCCUCGUCCUCCUUUUCGGAAUGGGAAUCUUCGUCAUCGUCGCCGCCGUUCUGAACAAGGUGUACUGCCUGGUCCCCGCGCUGAUCUCCUACGUCUACAUGAACUGGUACUUCCGCGAAGCAACCGUCGCCAUCCUAGUGACCAACCUGCCUCUAAUUUGGUCUCUUCUGCGCGACGUCUUCCCCGCCCUCAAGAGCUGGACCGGAGGCUCCAAGCGCGGCACUGAUCGCUACAAGUCCGGGCCCUGGACCAGCAAGGGCGGCUCCAACCUUCCUCCUUACGGCCCACCGAGCAAUCUCCGAUCAGGCGACUUCGGCAUGCAAGACUUCCAACGCAGUGCUACCAUUACUCCGCAGAAGGCAACUGCUUCCGAUAUCAGCUUGCCGCCUAGUGAGGAGCGUGAUGUUAGCAGUGACGAUGGCUCUGCGCGCGCCUUGCGCAUUCGUCAAGAUAUCACCGUGACCGUGCAACAUGACUCUCGGCCGAUGGAGUAUCAAUCAAAUUCCUCGCACGUCGUCCACAAGGCUCACGAGGAGGUCUAA
Penicillium canescens is the source of this 1179-nucleotide messenger RNA. RefSeq lists its product as uncharacterized. The record is from RefSeq and is a predicted model, not a curated record. The coding region runs from base 1 to 1179 and encodes 392 amino acids. Lineage: Eukaryota; Fungi; Ascomycota; Eurotiomycetes; Eurotiales; Aspergillaceae. The transcript is spliced from 3 exons.